AUGACUAUAUACGCAUUCAACAUAUUUGAUCGACAUUGUCAUUGCAUAUACAAUAGAGAAUUUACACAGUUAUCACAGCCGCUGCUGCUGCAACAAAAUCCUUCAUCCUCAUCAAUUUCAAUACCAUCCAGUUCAACUUCAAAUAAAUCUGGAAUAAAUAAAAAUAAUUAUGGUGAUAACUCCAAGCUAUUAUUUGGAAUAAUAUAUUCAUUAAAUCAAAUAUCAUCAAAGUUAGUAUCUUCCUCGGAAAACCCGUCAGAAUCAACAAAUGAAUUAAAAACUUUCACAAUAGGACAAUUCAAGAUUCAUUUUUGGGAAUCAUUAACAAAAUUUAAAUUUAUAUUAACAACAGAUAUAAAUGUAACAAAUCUAUCGAAUGAAUUAUGGUAUAUUUAUUCGACUUUGUUUUUAAAAUAUGUAGUAGAUAAUCCUUUACUGCCAAUAGAAUUUAAAGUUAUUGAACAUGAUGAAGAAGAUACAAAAUCAACAAAAAAUUUAAGUGUUGAAGAGAUGAAAGAAAAUGAAGCAUAUGGUAUGAUUCAAAAUUGGAAAUUUAUUGAAGAAACUGACAUAUAUUUAAAAUCUUUACCAAUAUUUGUUUAA
Messenger RNA from Lodderomyces pseudojiufengensis, 603 nucleotides. RefSeq names its product TRAPP subunit. Gene Ontology annotation, cellular component: TRAPP complex. Gene Ontology annotation, biological process: endoplasmic reticulum to Golgi vesicle-mediated transport. The coding region runs from base 1 to 603 and encodes 200 amino acids. The transcript has a single exon. The record is from RefSeq and is a predicted model, not a curated record. NCBI's taxonomy places the organism in Eukaryota, Fungi, Ascomycota, Pichiomycetes, Serinales, Debaryomycetaceae.